Molecule: messenger RNA, 675 nt
Organism: Dibothriocephalus latus
Lineage: Eukaryota; Metazoa; Platyhelminthes; Cestoda; Diphyllobothriidea; Diphyllobothriidae
Source: the annotation of a GenBank genome assembly
AACCACUACAAAUACAAGGCAGGAUCUCGCGGUCUAGAUGAGGAAAGCGCUUCCCGAGCUGCCGCAGCUGUGUCCCGACCAGUUAAAAGAAAAUACAAGACCAGAGACGGGGAACGUCUUAUUUUGACCUGUCCCGUACGCGGAAGCGUUCAUUCUCCGAUUUCAUGGUUCUUCCUGGACACCGAUCCGGAAAAAGCUCACAAUUUUACCGUUACCGCCUUUUCAAAAGAGACCUUUGACAAGGUUGCAUCGCCCGCGGCCUGGAUUGCCCUAUGGAGGGAACAACUCAACCUUUCCGACCUAUUUAUAAACUCCAGCGGCAGAGUCACUCUGGAUCCAGCUUUCAAUAUUAUCUACCACGAAGUGAGAACGGCUGAUGACACGAACCGUUCUAACCCGGGCAACAUGCCGCGGCAACACCUGGCUUGCAUCCAUGGCGAUGCGAGAAAAGAACUGUUUAUGCGCGCUGACUGGGCCGGAGACAUUUAUAUCGAGGCAAUCCCUCGCUGGCAGUAUUACUUCGUGAUAACGGGCAUUGGAACUGUACUGAGCACUCUGAUGCCAGCUUUCCUCUCCAUCUCCACAGUGUGCAUUGUUAUAUGGGUUUUAAAUUCGGAAAUAAAGCCGAAAAUGGAGGCUGCAACGGCUGGCCACGCCUACCGCGACACACAUUGA